Musca domestica (house fly) is the source of this 1521-nucleotide messenger RNA. RefSeq lists its product as uncharacterized. The transcript is spliced from 4 exons. NCBI's taxonomy places the organism in Eukaryota, Metazoa, Arthropoda, Insecta, Diptera, Muscidae. The record is from RefSeq and is a predicted model, not a curated record. The coding region runs from base 109 to 1182 and encodes 357 amino acids.
GAACGUCUAGAGACGGCGGACUUGUUACAACACAUUUUUUACAGCUAACAUCGGCUUAAUUUACAAAACCAGAGUAGUUCAUCUAUCUAUCUACAUACACAUUUCAAAAUGAGGACAUCAAUGGUUUCCCUGUUAACACUUGUCGUGGCUCUCUAUGCCGUGAACAGCAAUGCCCAUGUAUUGCCCUGGGGUGUAUGGCCAUACCAUCAUCAUGUCCAUCAUCCCGGACUAGUGGUUGUAGGAGGUGGUCCUGAUGCAAGUGCUGCUGCCGCCGAUGCCGCAGUUGCAGCUGCUGAUGCCGUUCAAGCUGCCAGAGAUCAGGCUCAACAGGUUGCCGAUGCCGUUGCCAAUGCUAAUGCCGAAGCUGCUGCCAGAGCAGCUGAAGCCGCCCAAGCUCAAGCCGAAGCCGUGAACAACCAAGCCGCCGCUGCCGCUGGUGCAGCUGCUCAAAAUCAAGCUGCACAGGCCGCCGUACAAGCUCAAGCUGCUGCCCAAGCUCAACAAGCCGCUGCUCAAGCCCAACAAGCUGCCCAGGCUCAGGCUGCCGCUUUGCAACAACAGGCCGCCGCCGCUCAACAAGCUGCUGCCCAACAACAAGCCGCCCAAGCCGCUGUCCAAUCUCAAGCUGCCGCACAAGCCCAACAGGCCGCUCAAGCUCAAGCUGCUGCCCAGGCCCAAGCCGCCCAAGCCCAGGCUGCUGCACAGGCUCAGGUUGCCGCUCAACAAGCUGCUGCUCAAACUCAGGCUGCCCAAGCCGCUGUCCAAGCUCAAGCUGCCGCCCAACAAGCUGCUGCUCAAAAUCAGGCUGCUGUUGCUGCUGUUCAAGCUCAGGCUGCUGCCCAAGCCCAAGCUGCUGCUCAGGCUGAACAAGCUGCUCAAGCUCAAGCUGCCCAGGCCACCGUCCAGGCUCAGGCUGUUGCUCAAGCCCAACAGGCUGCCCAGGCCCAACUUGCUGCCCAACAAUCCGCCGCUCAGGCUGCUGCCCAACAAGCUGCUGCCGUUGCUCAACAAAAUGCCCAAGCCCAAGCUAAUGCCCAGGCUCAUGCUGUAGCACAGGCCCAAGCUGUUGCCCAAGCCCAGGCUGCCCAAGCUCAAGCUGUUGCCCAACAAGCUGCUGCUGCCGCUGCUCAGGCCGCCGCUGCUGCUGCUGUCGGUUUGCACCACCACCACCAUCAUUGGUAAAUGUGAUACUUUUUUAAAUCAAUUGUAACAACAACAACCCGUUAGAACGAAACGACCUUGGCUUAUGAUACGCUAGUGAAAUGGCUUUUAAUGAAUGCUGCCUGCCUGCUCCAGCUGCAGACAACAUUCCCUCGAAAUCAUUACCAACCAUCACUCAAUCAUACAGAAAAUGAUCGAACAACAAUAAUAACAAGAACAACAACGAAAAUGAAAGAAGUUGCAAGAAAUUCUCGAAAUUAAGUUAACCUUAGUUUAAGUCUAGUCAGUCAUGAAUAACCCUCUACCAUUGAAUACUGUCUUGUCUUUGCAUGCGAAUAUAAAAAUAUUCAAAAAAUAUAA